Molecule: messenger RNA, 7266 nt
Organism: Xenopus laevis (African clawed frog)
Lineage: Eukaryota; Metazoa; Chordata; Amphibia; Anura; Pipidae
Gene: dennd4a.L
Product: DENN domain containing 4A L homeolog
Exons: 35
Coding region: 1045-6849 (1934 amino acids)
Source: RefSeq, a predicted model, not a curated record
GGUUGACUUCUCCUUUAAUGCAGGUGAAGGCCUGUAAAAAUGAGGGUUGAUCCCAAUGUUAUUAAUAGGAAAAACAGAUAAAUAGGAAAUAUAAAUAUAUAGGAAGGCAGGUAUUUUUUUCCAGAAAAGGUGGCAACCCUAGGUGAGGCGGUCAAAUCAUUGUAACUUCAGAAGAACUUGGUGCUAAGAGCUAUCUUUAAUAACCCUGUAUUUUCUCACUUGCUAAAAAGCCACCCAACCCUAUGUCACCAAGACUUGUCAGUACAUGGCCUACUACUAACCUUAGCCCCAGCAAAUGCUUCUUGUCCCAUCAGCAGCAGCACCUCCCCCUUUGAGUGUAUAAAACGAUAGUUAGAAACAUAACAGCAUUGCUAUUGAAGCAAAAAUACCUGCUCACUAUAAGCACUGGAACUAGAUAGUAAUCUAGGGAUUGCUUUCUUAUAUGGAUAAAAGCCCAUGUUUACAUUUCGAUCAGGUGAAGUUUAAAAUAAUGGAGAUAAUAAGGUAUUAGCUGAAAUACAGGGGCUUAGGGGUGAAGUAGCAGAGAGAAGAAAUAACAGGCCAGAGGAGUCAAAUCGCUUACACAAGGAAGGGGGAUUACAUAGCGUUUAAUUGAGGGAGGAGCAAUAAAGAAUUAUUAGUAACACUUAGAUUUUUACAUUGAAGAGGGAGCAGGACGUGUUGUCAUUUUGCACACAAAUGUCCUAAAAAGGACACCGUACGACUUUGAACUGCCAGGGAUAGGGUGGCGCACGCAGCCCCUCUUGACUUAGAGUCACGUGGCCUGCAGCACUCCCCCUCCCACCAGAUUAGUUACAAACACAAGAUGGCGCGAGGAGAAGAGAAGAACUGAGAGCAACCGGAUUGACAGGGAGACUCAGGAGUCACAGAACUUGAAUUCACACCCAUGUUUAGCUGCACCAGAAGUCUAUGAAGCUGUUGACAGCAGGCCUACUUCAUGGUAGGAAAAGCAAGAGAUAUCUGCUUUGGACCCUCAGCAUCACAUACAACAUAGAUUAAAGUUGUCUGCCUACAAAACGUAAGAUGAUGGAAGACAAAGGACCACGUGUGGCUGACUACUUUGUAGUUACAGGGCUAACAGAUUCAUCAAAACCACUUGAGGAGGAGAUCCACUUUAAUGAUGCCUGUCAUAAAACAGCUAAACCAAAGGAACCCAUCACAGAUGUGACCGUGAUAAUCAAAUCCUUAGGGGAGGACGUGCCGCUGGGCUAUGUAUGCAUAGACAUUACCCCAACUGGACUAUCAGCUGACCUCAAUAAUGGAAGUAUUCGAGGGCCUCAGAUAUAUCUUUGUUAUAGGAGAGGAAGAGACAAACCACCUCUAACAGAUCUUGGGGUAUUGUAUGAAUGGAAGGAAAGAUUAAAGCAGGGUUGUGAGAUUAUCCACGCUACUCCAUAUGGGCGUCCAGCUAAUAUAAGCGGCAGUGCAUCCUCGCAAAGAGUAUUUAUCACAUACCGCAGAGCUGCAGCGAGUAUGAGCCAGAAUUCCUUGGCUGUAACUGAUAUCUGCAUAAUUAUACCAAGCAAAGGAGAGACUCCACCACACACAUUCUGCAAAGUGGAAAAGAAUCUGAACAGUAGCAUGUGGGGCUCUGCUGUGUACCUCUGCUACAAGAAAUCGGUUGCAAAAACAAACGCAGUAUCCUAUAAAGCUGGAUUGAUAUGUAGGUAUCCAGAGGAGGAUUAUGAAUCGUUUCCUCUGCCAGAAUCAGUCCCACUUUUUUGCCUGCCCAUGGGGGCGACAAUUGAAUGUUGGUCGUCUGACAGUAAUUAUCCACUCCCUGUUUUUUCCACUUUUGUUUUAACUGGAGCAUCAGCUGAAAAGGUGUAUGGAGCUGCUAUUCAGUUCUAUGAACCAUAUGCUCAAGAUCAGCUGACUGAAAAGCAACAAGUACAUUUAGGCCUAUUGACCAUUGCAGAGGGCCAGAUGGACACAUCUAAAAGUAUCCAUGUUAACAAGUGCAUCUGCCUGCUGUCCCACUGGCCUUUCUUUGAUGCUUUCAAAAAAUUUCUCACUUUCCUUUACCGCUACUCAAUAUCGGGUCCACACGUGCUGCCAAUAGAGAAACAUAUCUCCCACUUCAUGCACAAAGUCCCAUUCCCAUCUCCACAGAGACCACGCAUUCUAGUUCAGCUUUCGCCGCAUGAUACUCUGAUCCUAAGCCAGCCUGUGUCCUCACCGCUUCCAUUGAGUGGUGGAAAGUUUUCAACUUUGCUGCAGAAUUUGGGACCUGAAAAUGCUGUGACCCUGCUUGUAUUUGCUGUCACGGAGCACAAGAUUCUGAUUCAUUCGCUACGCCCCUCGGUUCUCACAAGUGUCACAGAAGCUUUAGUGUCUAUGAUCUUCCCUUUUCAUUGGCCGUGUCCCUACAUUCCACUCUGCCCUUUGGCCCUGGCAGAUGUGCUAAGUGCCCCAUGCCCCUUCAUCGUGGGAAUUGAUUCUCGCUACUUUGAUCUGUAUGAUCCCCCUCCGGAUGUAAGCUGUGUUGACCUAGAUACCAACACCAUCUCUCAAAUUGAAGGCAAAAGAAAUGUAACCUGGAAAAUCCUACCUAAGAAAGCUUGCAAGAACCUGCUCAACACUCUUUGUAACUUGUACCAGCAACUGGCAGAGUUGCAACACAGACCACGGGAAGAAGCUUUUAUGGAACUUGCAAUGAAUGACUAUGACUUUAACUAUGGGAAGAAGUUGUAUCAACUUGACAUGAAGAUUCAGGAAGCAUUCCUGUGCUUCAUGGCCUCUAUUUUAAAAGGAUACAGAUCAUACCUUAGACCAAUUACCCAAGCACCAUCAGAGACUGCAACAGAUGCCAGCUCUCUCUUCGAACUGCAAGGUUUCUUAAAAAGUCGUGAUCGCUCACACCACAAAUUCUACAACAUGAUGACCAAGACUCAGAUGUUUAUCCGCUUUAUUGAGGAGUGUUCAUUCGUCAGUGAUAAGGAUGCUAGCCUGGCGUUCUUUGAUGACUGUGUUGAGAAACUUUUCUCAGAGAGGAAUAUUCCAGACAAAGGUGACAAGGUGGAUGCGGAUAGACCAGGUGAGACGCGUCUUAUUGAACUGGAUGAGUCUCACAGAAGUGAGCAUACAGUGUUCAUCACACCGCCGGAAAUUCCCCACUUACCAAAUGGGGAGGAGCCCCCUAAAAACUAUAGUUACAAUGGGUUCCCUGUUCUUACCUUGGAUCUCUUUGACACGCCAGAUGGACUCCUCAAAAGUCAAAAACUAAGUACAAAAGCCACCACACCCUGCAGUCCUUCUCCAAUGUUCAGAAGAACAAAACAGGAAAUCCGGUCAGCACAUAAAAUAGCCAAGCAGUACUCCUCAAUUCCUCAGAUGUGGUCCAGAUGUCUACUGAGACACUGCUACGGACUGUGGUUUAUCUGUCUCCCUGCAUAUGUGAAGUUCUGCCAUUCCAAAGUGAGAGCCUUGCGCACAGCAUAUGAUGUGUUGCGAAAGAUGCACAUGAAAAAGAUUGACUCUGCUGAUGAGGUUUGCUAUCGGGUUUUAAUGCAACUGUGUGGCCAAUACGGGCAACCUGUCCUUGCUGUUAAAGUUCUCUUUGAAAUGAAAAAGUUUGGUGUGCAGCCAAAUGCUAUAACGUAUGGAUAUUAUAACAAGGCUGUCCUGGAAAGUGUAUGGCCCUCUGGGAAUCGAGGGGGAUACUUUCUGUGGAUAAAGGUGAGAAAUGUGGUGCUAGCAGUAGCCCAGUUCAAACAGGCUUUGAUAAAGCAACACACCUCAGCUCUUCAGCCUCCAGCUUCAGACUGCAGUGAUCUGGAUGCAGUCAGCCAUGGCAGCUUGGAUAGUUCUGUUGACAUGAACCCUACAGAACAGCCUUCAUUCAGUACAGAUGUAACAUAUGCUGACCCUGCUGAUGACCGAUCUAGUACAGGAGGACAGUCAGACCUUGGCUACAGUUCAUUAUCAAAAGAGGAAGUAAGGAGAGGAGCAGUGCAUGAUAUACAAGAGGAGAAGGAAGAUUCUAGAGAAAGUGACUCCAGUUCAUCAUCUGAUUCAGAAAGUUCCAAGAGCAACAGGGACUGUGUGUCACAAGGAACUGAUAGUCAGGGUCAACAUAUGUUGGCAAGCACAUCUAGUAUAGUCCGAAAUGAAGCAAAAUCAGACAGCGCUACCUAUACAGAUAGCAAUGACGACUCAACAGGUCUGCUGUUCACGCCCGCCCUUAGUGAUAAUUGUGAAAGGGAAGAAGUGUAUCAAUGCUGGAGUAUGCGAAAAAGACAUAAGAGUGCUAUGGAGUCAGAUCUGAACAAACAGAUGGCAUGGGAAAAGAGGAACAGACGUCUAAGUGGUGACAAUGUUGAAGAGUUACAUAUCAGUAAGUCUGGUGGACAACAAAGAAACACUGAAAACAUGGUGGACAAACUUGGAGCAGAUGCAAAAAUACUUAGCAGUUUAUAUCAGCAACGCAUGCAACGGCCCAAGACCCUGGACAUAAGUAAAAUGAAUCCCAGAAAGCCAAAGGAAGAUGUUGAAAAAGAGUCAAGUGAUGAUGAGUCUCCCAUAGGAGGAGCAGAUGACAAAGUGGACUCCCCUGUUAUUUUUGAUCUUGAAGAUCUAGAUAAUGAUUCUGAUGAACUCAGAUCAACAAAACCAUGUGUCCAGAAGGCCAGCCUUGCUAAGAGAAGUAUCAGCAUGCCCUUUACAUCUUCCAUGUGUCUAGCUAAGCCAUCUGAAAAAUCAGAUGUGAAGGUUGGAUUAGACCCUUUGUCAUUGCUGGCAGCUGAAACAGAUCAGACAGAAGUAGAACUGGAAGAAGAUGACAAAAGCUUACUAACACCAUCUGCUAAAAGGGACCUUGCAGAGGAAAUAGAAAUGUAUAUGAAUAAUAUAAGCAGCCCCCUUGCCAGUCGAACCCCUAGCAUGGACUUAGACAGAUCCAGUUCUGAACUCAAUAAAACAUAUAAAGCACUCAACAGGCGCUUGAGUGUACCUGCUAGAUCCCCACAAGCACCAAGACUAACAAGAUCAAUUACCACCCACACAAAGCAUGACAAAAGACAAAGGAGUAGGCUCUGGUCUUCUCCUGCCUUGUCCGAGAACAACCCCUACUAUGAACAAAGCCCAGAAUCCGCCCUUGAUUUAAUGUCCCCAACAUCAUUUAACUUUGAUACACUUCUCACACCAACCUUUGAUGUUCUUAAAAGCAACAUGUUCUCAGCUGGAAAAGGGGUAGCCAAGAAGGCCAGCAAAUGGUACUCAAAGAUAGCUAAUUAUGCUGGGCCUGCAAAGGAUCUGAAUUCUGACAGAGCCAGCCUGUCUUCAGGAGGAGCUGGGGAUACUGAGUCCUACUCUUUAAAUGAUGAUGAUUUUGAUGGCAGUGCUUCUCUGCAUGAAUCGGAUGUCUCUCCUGGAAUUAAUGCCAUAGGUGUAAGCAGAUGCAGCCUGGAGAGUAAUACAUCUCAAGACAGUAACUCUAAACAACUCUACAAUAGUGGUUUGCCUUCAAUGGCAUCUACAAACUACAAGACCGAGCUUCUUUCAUCCUGCAAUUCCAGUAGCACCAGUGUCUUCCAGAACUAUGCUAUGGAGGUUCUGAUAUCUAGCUGUUCGCGUUGCCUGACAUGUGACGGUCUUGUUCAUGAUGAGGAGAUUAUGGCAGGCUGGACAGCAGAUGACUCAAACCUCAACACCACGUGUCCAUUUUGCGGGAACUCUUUUCUUCCAUCCUUGAACAUUGAAAUUCGGGACUUGCGGCACCCAGGCCGGCAUUUUCUAAAGGCCAGCCCAUCUGCUGAGAGUAUGCCGCAUUCUUCAGUAUUAUCACACAGACCUCAUUCAGAGAUUCUGACUCCGGCUUCUCCCAGUGCUUCCACCAAAGUCAAGGAUUUUAGUUUGUGCAGUAAUACCAAACAAGAGAGUACUCGGGCUGUAACUCUAGAGAUCCCAGUGGGAAAGAGGACUAGAGAUCUCAGAGGGUCCUUAUAUCCAAAUCAACCCAUUGCACGAAGUAUCAGCACAUUUGGACCCUUGGAUGAACAGCCAUCUCAUGACCAGAGCCAUGUUCUUGCCACUGGCAGCCUCCCAACUUGCUUCCAGGCACCUCCUGACUCAGGACUGGAGUGGAGGAUGUCAAAUCCAGAGCCGAUCACAGUCCCAUACCUUAGCCCCCUGGUUGUCUGGAAGGAGCUGGAGAGCUUGCUGGAGAAUGAGGGUGACCAAUCUAUUACAGUUUCUGACUUUGUGGACCAUCACCCAAUAGUAUUUUGGAAUUUGGUGUGGUAUUUCAGGCGGCUGGACCUCCCAAGUAACCUACCAGGAUUAAUUCUCUCCUCAGAACAAUGCAAUAAAAAUUCAAAGAUCAACAGGAGCUGUGUGUCUGCAGACAGCAAACAUGUCCUUAUUCAAGUGCUGUGGGACAAUCUGAAAUUGCACCAAGAUCCACGGCAGCCUCUCUACAUCCUCUGGAACACUAUCAGUCAAAACCGCACUGUAGUGUUUGAUACACAGGAGCAUACACUAGCCGUGCCACAACUUAAAGAGGAGGAAUUGUUUGAUCAGCAGUUCCUCAGAGGGAUAGUAAGAAGCAUAAAGAACAACAAUGUUUAUGGUCCUGUGAGCCAAAUAUUGGAGUGUGUUGAGCAAUUCCCGGGAAGAGCGAGGCAGAGGAGUUUGUACAGGGAAAUUCUCUUUCUUUCUCUUGUUGCCUUGGGAAGAGAGAACAUUGAUAUUGAUGUAUUUGAUCGGGAAUAUAAAAUGGCGUAUGAGCGCCUCACCCCCGAGCAACUGAACUGCACACAGAUUUGCGAUCGCCCGCCAGGCAUCGGAGUGGUGGAGUGCAGGAAGACCUUUGGACAGCCAUUCCUCUAGGUGGUUUUAUACUUUGCUCUGGCAUAGUGUUAGUCCGUCACCAUUUCAGCUGGAAGUAAAGGCAAGAAGCCUUUACAAGAGAGAACGUGGAUGGAACAUGCAGCCUGUGGAAUCAGAGGAGAGAUCCAAGAACAACCUCCAUGUUGGCUUCAUUGGAAACAGGAUGAAUAGGAAACAAUGGGCUGGUGUUAAGGAGCAGCCUUUCUUUAUAUCCUUGUCUCCCUCUUUUAUUUAGCAAAAGAAUGAUCAGGAGAAGGUUUCUACAUCAUUCCGAGAGUUGUAGUUUACACGGACUAUUUCUAUUUAAUGUUACAGAUACUUACUAUAGAGGUUUACAUGACAGCGUCCUAGUCAUACAUUCAUUGGUGUUCCUUUUGUUACUGACUUGAUUAGUGAGCAAUGAACCACUUUAUUGGC